Habropoda laboriosa is the source of this 1451-nucleotide messenger RNA. Its product is annotated as glycosaminoglycan xylosylkinase. Gene Ontology annotation, cellular component: Golgi apparatus. The record is from RefSeq and is a predicted model, not a curated record. The transcript has 6 exons. Bases 60 to 1451 code for a protein of 463 amino acids. Gene Ontology annotation, molecular function: phosphotransferase activity, alcohol group as acceptor. Gene Ontology annotation, biological process: protein phosphorylation. Lineage: Eukaryota; Metazoa; Arthropoda; Insecta; Hymenoptera; Apidae.
GAAAAAUGAGAGAAACAUUUAUUAUCAGGUGACAGCAGCAGCGUGGCCAAUUUUUAAAGAUGAUUGGCCGUCGCUGUGCCCUCAUCGCUUUGGGCGGUCUUUUGAUUCUUGUUCUUAGCGUCAAUGUAUAUUUCAUUCGAAUGAUUGUAGAAAGCUCGUCACAAAAAGCCUUCUCUAAAGACAUGCCCAUUACGCAAUUAAAAUCGCAAGAGCAGUUAAUAUCUCAAGUAGAACAAAACUUACAAGUACCGCAAAAAUCGGUUGCGAAAGAUAUGGUGAAGAAAAUUAGAGAAGAGAUUCAGAUAUUACCUUUGAGAUAUUUUAAACAGAAUAUUACCUAUACAAUAGUAUUGGAACGAUUGUUAACUGAAUUAAGGAUAAUGCCUAACGUUCGUGAAAAUAUAUGGAGUAUUCCUAAUAGCAAUUGGCCUGAUGCUCAUCAGUUAAUUCCACCGGUUGCGCCCGAGUUAGGGACAAUUCUGGAUAUUUUGCGCAAAUCAAAAGUAAUGCGUGCAGAUAACGCACCACUUGGUACGCAACUGAAGCUGAUGUUAACCUUGGAACAUGGAACAAAAGCGAUGUUCAAGCCUCAGUGGUAUUCUAGGGACACUAUUAUCCGAGGGCCUGUUUAUCACGGAAAAGACCGGCACAAUGCUGAAGUAGUAGCGUUUCAUUUAGCCUCCUUACUGGCCUUGAGAAGAGUGCCGCUUACUGUUAUAAGAAAAUUUGACUUAAGGAAUGAGAUUCGUCCACGGGCAACUCCUGAACUGUAUGCUACUAUGUAUCAAGAUGGUAAUGAUACUUGCCUAUAUGGUGUUUGCCAUUAUUGCUCUCCUGCAAAUCCAGUUUGUGGAACAGGAAACAUACUGGAAGGUGCUUUAAUUUCCUGGUUACCGCGAUAUUUAAGACUAGUAAAGCAUCGUCAUCCGUGGCAAAGGACUUACAAAAAGAACAAACUUGCAGCGUGGGAAACAGACGAUAACUAUUGUGAAAAAGUAAAAGACUCCAAAGCGUAUUCUCCACAAUCGUCGAGUAGACUUUUAGAUUUAAUAGAUACUGCUAUUUUUGAUUUUUUAAUGGAUAAUGGUGACCGUCAUCAUUACGAACUAGCACAAAACAAUUUUCAUAAUCCUGCAGUUUUAUUAAUUGAUAAUGGGAAGAGCCUCGGAAAUCCUGAUGUUGAUCAUUUUGAUAUUUUAGCUCCUUUGUAUCAAUGUUGCAUGAUUCACAAAACUACCUGGGAUCGUUUAAAAUUGUUUAGUGGUGGUUCUUUGAGUACAGCUCUUGGAAAGCUCGUCGCUCACGAAUCGGUAACGGCGGGUGUUGAUCCUCUCAUUACAGAAGCCCAUUUAGGUGCGAUGGAUAGGAGAAUGCUUACUAUUUAUGCAGUUGUAGAGUAUUGUUUGAAAAGUAAAACGUAUGCUUCCAAUGUUAUUCUAGACCAUCGGUAG